Molecule: messenger RNA, 1934 nt
Organism: Xiphias gladius (swordfish)
Lineage: Eukaryota; Metazoa; Chordata; Actinopteri; Istiophoriformes; Xiphiidae
Gene: hs3st3b1b
Product: heparan sulfate (glucosamine) 3-O-sulfotransferase 3B1b
Exons: 2
Coding region: 281-1480 (399 amino acids)
Molecular function (GO): [heparan sulfate]-glucosamine 3-sulfotransferase activity
Source: RefSeq, a predicted model, not a curated record
GACGCGCAGCGGAUGCGUCCGUCGCAGCGCAACACUUUUCCAGAGGCUCUUCCUCGCCAUUAGCUACGAUUGAAAACUCCCCCCAAUGCCUUUCCAUCCCCGGAUAUGCCACCUUCCUCGACUGUGCUUAGAUUAGCGUGUGUGUCUUUGCUUGCGGGGUUUGUCCAGUUUUUGAGUUUUAGGUGAGCAUGUGCGUAAUUUUGCGAGGAUUGCCGCGGUGCCCCCGGGAGUGAGUUAGGCAAUAUGCGUCGCUGGGACAUGAUUCUCAACCGAAAGGCUUAUGGAAUAUAGCCCGGUGUGUCACAGCCUGUACGCCCUCUGGUCCAGCCCCGUGAAGAAGAAGCUACUACUGCUCAGCAUCAUGUUUUUAAUCUGGGUAUACAUGCUGUACUCCUGCGUGGGCUACUGCUCCACUAUGCCAAGUUUGGUGGUGGACAGCUACCGGGGCAAGGAGGCUGGCCCGGCGGUGGGCAAGAGGACAGAGAGCAGCAGAACGGACCUGGUGUCCCGACUGCUGGCCAACCCGCAGCCCUGGGAGGACACGGAGAGCGACUACGAGGAGCCGUCCAUCAGGACCGCCGCGUCCAGGGACCUGCUCAAUAACGAGCUGGAGACGGACAGAGCCGACGAGUGGGACGAGGUGCGGGGCGAGCAGCAGAGAGCCCCCGAGCCCAGCGCCAUGUCCAGCUUCUCCAACGGCUCCGGGAGCAAGAAGCUGCCGCAGGCGAUCAUCAUCGGGGUGAAGAAGGGAGGCACCCGGGCUCUGCUGGAGUUUCUCCGCGUUCAUCCGGACAUCAGGGCGGUGGGAGCGGAGCCGCACUUCUUCGACCGCAACUAUGAGAACGGACUGGAGUGGUACAGGGAGCUGAUGCCCAAGACCCUCGAGGGCCAGAUCACCAUGGAGAAAACGCCCAGCUACUUUGUGACCAGAGAGGCUCCAGCCCGGAUCUCCGCCAUGUCCCGGGACACCAAGCUGAUUGUGGUAGUGAGGGACCCCGUCACCAGGGCUAUCUCAGACUACACGCAGACACUGUCUAAGAAGCCUGACAUUCCCUCUUUCGAGAGCCUCACCUUCAAAAACAGGACUACGGGGCUCAUCGACACCUCAUGGAGCGCCAUCCAGAUCGGCAUCUACGCCAAGCACCUGGACAACUGGCUGCAGUACUUCCCCAUGGACCAGAUCCUGUUUGUGAGUGGCGAGCGUCUGAUCAGCGACCCGGCCGGAGAGCUGGGCCGCGUGCAGGACUUCCUGGGGCUCAAGAGGAUCAUCACAGACAAACACUUUUACUUCAACCAGACCAAGGGUUUCCCGUGCCUCAAGAAGGCAGAGGGCAGCAGCAAGCCCCACUGCCUGGGCAAAACCAAAGGGAGGACCCAUCCAAACAUUGACCCUGAGGUGGUGCAGAGGCUACGGGACUUCUACAGGCCCUUCAACAUGAAGUUCUACCAGAUGACAGGACAUAACUUUGGUUGGGAUUGACGUGAAAAUUAUGAGAGACAUUCUUUGUUUAUUUGUUAAGAAGUAAUUUUUUUUCCUCUGUAAUUCAAUGGCAAGAUGUGGAGAUAUUGCUAUAUAUAUGUAAAAUGUACAGAAAUCUAUUUUAUAAUAAUUUAUUUUUAUUUCUUAACAAUUAAUUCACUAAGCUGCCUAACCAUAUUUGUACAUAACAUCUGGCCCACAUGUUGUUUUUAACAUUCCUCAUUUUAAUUUUGAAUUCUCUCGCUCCUCCCUCGUGGUUCUGUAAUCUCAGCGGAUUUAUCGGUGCUUCAUAAUGCAGAUAAUCAGCGAUAACUGAGGAAGAAACUGGGGGGGAUCAUGUAAAAGCACCAUAUUACGGGUACAGAGUGCUCACAGAGAAGUGGAGAACACCUAUCCAUGUGCAUCCUCAUUUAUAUACGCAGCAACACUUUACCUUCAUCUUUUUCAAACCCUU